This is a messenger RNA of Magallana angulata, 540 nucleotides long. RefSeq lists its product as uncharacterized. NCBI's taxonomy places the organism in Eukaryota, Metazoa, Mollusca, Bivalvia, Ostreida, Ostreidae. The transcript has 6 exons. The coding region runs from base 1 to 540 and encodes 179 amino acids. The record is from RefSeq and is a predicted model, not a curated record.
AUGUAUAUAGCUCAUAAACAACCAAAAACUGGAGGUGGUCCCCCCUUACCACCUCUUACACUUUGUGAAGAGACAUUCCUUCGGCUCUCUGAUGGGGAGCCAAAUAUCCAUGGAUUGGAAGGUGGAGUUGACACUGAUGCUCCAGUUCAAUGUCAGUCCUCAUCGACAGCUGAAAUGUCUUGCUUAUCUGAACAAAGUACAUCAGAAGUAGCAGAAAAGCUUGAAAAUUUGGACAAAGAAAAUGCAAAAGCAGUAGAAGAAAUCAGCAUUCAUGUGCCAGAACAUUCAGGAUGUAAAAAGAAGAAGCACAACAAAAAAGAGAAAGAAUCCCAAAGAAGGUGUUUAGAAGAACUGGAAAGAGAAAACAUAACUCUCGAUAACCAAAGACUGCAGGAUGAGAUUGCUAAAAUAAGAGUAGAAAGAGAAGUUUUAGUUUUGAAGAAGGAGGUCCUUACUCUACAAAAGCAAAAAUUAGUUUUUGAAAUUCAGACAUCAUUCCCAUGUCUAGUGGGACAGUUGUCAUCACUGCUUGAAUGUUAA